AUGAAGACGUUUAUUACAGCCGUAUUUGUGGCUUUAUCCGUUGCUUUUGCCUCAGUGGAGAUCUCCGCUGAAGAAGUUUCAACUUACGGCUAUCAUAAAAACAUUGGUAUCCCAGAAGCGGCUAGAAUCAGACAGUUAGAAGAACAGACUAUUAAAAAUGAAAAUAUCAAUGGAAGGAUCGUUGGCGGCAGCAUUACAGAUAUCUCGCAAAUCCCUUACCAGGCUGGUCUUGUUAUUACGAUCCUCUUUGUAUUGACAUCUGUUUGCGGCGGCUCCCUCAUUUCCAACACCCGUGUAGUGACUGCAGCUCACUGUUAUUCCGACGGCAGCUUCACAGCUCAAUCCUUUACCGUUGUCCUCGGUUCGAAUUUCAUUUUUAGUGGAGGUGUGCGCGUAACAACAAGGAACAUUGCCGUCCACCCCAACUGGAACCCCAGAACAGCCGCUAACGAUAUCGCCGUUCUUCGUAUCAGCUCUGUUGCAUACACCAAUGUUAUCCAGCCCAUCGCUCUACCCAGUGGUAAUGAGCUCUCUAACAACUUCGUUGGACAAACUGCACUAGCAUCUGGAUACGGUCGUACAUCUGAUGGCGCCGGUAUUAGCAAUAACCAACGUUUGAGCUCUGUUAACCUCCCCAUCGUGGCCGACUCUGAAUGUGCCAACAUCUAUGGCAGUUGGUAUCACAGCACCAAUAUCUGUACCAGCGGCGCUGGUGGCAAAAGCACGUGUCAAGGUGACUCCGGUGGUCCCCUUGCUGUUACGAGCGGCGGUAGAAGAAUUUUGGUCGGAGCAACAUCCUUCGGACACAGAGACGGUUGCGCUGUCGGCUUCCCCGCUGCAUACGCCCGAAUCACUUCAUAUGCCUCUUGGAUACUUGCGCAG
Messenger RNA from Iphiclides podalirius (scarce swallowtail), 882 nucleotides. NCBI's taxonomy places the organism in Eukaryota, Metazoa, Arthropoda, Insecta, Lepidoptera, Papilionidae. The record is from the annotation of a GenBank genome assembly.